This is a messenger RNA of Dictyostelium purpureum, 972 nucleotides long. RefSeq lists its product as uncharacterized. The transcript has 2 exons. Gene Ontology annotation, molecular function: RNA binding. Gene Ontology annotation, biological process: tRNA guanine ribose methylation. Lineage: Eukaryota; Evosea; Eumycetozoa; Dictyosteliales; Dictyosteliaceae. The coding region runs from base 1 to 972 and encodes 323 amino acids. The record is from RefSeq and is a predicted model, not a curated record.
AUGAUUAAAAGAUUAUUUCGAUGCAAUAAUAGACUAAUAAAAAAUACAACCUUUAAUAUUUAUAAUUGUAAUCAUAAUUAUAACAAUAGCUAUUUAAUUUCUAAAAGAGGUUUUUGCAAUAAUAGCACAGCAAUUAAUAAGAAUGAUAUUAUCGUUAAAGAAAUCAGUUUAAAUAAAGAUAAUGAAGAUGUUGCCAAUAUCAAUAGUGAAAAUGAAGACAUAGUAUGCUCAAGUGAAAAGUGUGGAAUAACAUUUAGGGUCCCAUCCAAAUUAAGAGGUAGGAAGGGAUAUUGCCCAUCAUGUGCACACGAAAUGAUAUUUACUCGUUAUACAUCAAACUAUAAAAAUAUACUAAGAAAAAGAAGAGAGAAAUAUUUAAAUACUUUGGCUGAAGAAAGCAAAACAACAUAUAGUUUCGACCCAAUUAAAAACAAACCAUUUGGAUUAAGUGUAGUUUUAGAAGAUUGUAGAAGUUUACAUAAUGUUGGUAGUAUUUUUAGAACAUCAGAUGGAUCAGGAUUUAGUCAUAUUUAUUUAUGCGGAUUAACAGGAACACCAUUAAAUACACAGGUCACCAAAUCAUCAUUGGGUUCAGAGGAAAUGGUAGAAUGGUCAUUUUCAAACGAUUCUCUAGGUGUAGUAAAAAAAUUAAAAGAGCAUAAUGUUUUAAUAAUUGGGAUUGAACAAACCUCAAACUCAGUACCAUUAUUAAGUUCAUUGGAAUAUAUCGAAAAAAUGGCAUUAAAUAAUAACAUGGAAAAUAAUAUGGAUAAUAAUAAAUAUAGACCAAUUUGUGUUGUAAUGGGUAAUGAAAUUGCUGGAAUUUCAGAACAUGUAAUUAAUGAAUGUGAUAUUAUAUGCGAAUUACCAAUGUUGGGAAACAAAAACAGUUUAAAUGUCAGUAUCACUUUUGGGAUUGUAUCAUAUAUUUUAUCACAUCACUUUAAAUCAUUAGCAUUUUCAAAGAAAUAA